Molecule: messenger RNA, 469 nt
Organism: Nilaparvata lugens (brown planthopper)
Lineage: Eukaryota; Metazoa; Arthropoda; Insecta; Hemiptera; Delphacidae
Gene: mRpS11
Product: 28S ribosomal protein S11, mitochondrial
Exons: 5
Coding region: 32-430 (132 amino acids)
Biological process (GO): maturation of SSU-rRNA from tricistronic rRNA transcript (SSU-rRNA, 5.8S rRNA, LSU-rRNA); ribosomal small subunit assembly; translation
Cellular component (GO): ribosome; mitochondrial small ribosomal subunit
Molecular function (GO): mRNA 5'-UTR binding; small ribosomal subunit rRNA binding; structural constituent of ribosome
Source: RefSeq, a predicted model, not a curated record
CUUUUUAAUUUAUUUUUUCAGUCGAGAUGAUAUGUUUCCUAAUGAAGAUACACCUAACACAUUGUUCAACGGAAUCCCAUUCAAAGAGGUUCCUAUUUGCAAUAUUCGCUCAUCACGCAACAACACAAUAAUGACUUUGACUGAUCCAAAAACUGGUAUGCCAAAAAUCAUCCGAUCGUGUGGCGUUGAAGGGUUCAAAAACACCAGAAAAGGCACCAAUGUAGCUGCUCAAGCUACAGCAUUGACAUUUAGCUCUCUUGUAUUGGGAAAAGGAGUCAAAACAGUGAGGGUAGUCGUCAGAGGAACAGGACCUGGAAGAAUGUCGGCCAUUAAAGGACUGCAGCUGGGUGGCCUGAACAUCAUUUCAGUGUCGGACACAACGCCUGUCUCGUUCAACCCGCCCCGACCACCCAGGCCCCGGUCUCUCUGAACUGUGAACUUGAUAAAUCAAGAUGUGCCGACCAUACAA